CUUGCUAAUCUUCUUGCAUUUAACAUUGAAAUCCAUUUUUUUUUUUACUUGUGUGUCCCACAUAAGCGACAAAGUGACGAAUAAUGUUUUUUUUUACGUUGUUUCGACCUCACGUGAGAUCUCGCGAGAGUUAACGUACUUGCUGGCCCGCAGAGAGGAAGAAUUGCGGAAGACGGAUCAGGAGGAGGCUAGCGAGCUACAGCGAAUUAUCCGUCCGGACCAGCAGCCGCCUUUUCGUCUUGACGCUUUAAACAUCUGGAAUAACGGUGUCGUCAGAGAAAGGAUAACGAUGACUGCCACGCCUUACAACUACUCUUACAUCUUCAAAUACAUCAUCAUUGGCGACAUGGGGGUCGGCAAGUCCUGUCUGCUGCACCAGUUCACCGAGAAGAAAUUCAUGGCGGACUGCCCUCACACCAUUGGGGUGGAGUUUGGGACCCGGAUCAUGGAGGUCCACAGCCAGAAGGUGAAGCUGCAGAUUUGGGACACGGCCGGCCAGGAGCGCUUCAGGGCCGUCACCAGGUCCUACUACAGGGGGGCGGCGGGGGCCCUCAUGGUCUACGACAUUACCAGGAGGAGCACCUACAACCACCUGAGCAGCUGGCUGACGGACGCCAGGAACCUGACCAACCCAAACACGGUGAUCAUUCUGAUCGGCAACAAGGCCGACCUGGAGGCUCAGAGAGACGUGACGUACGAGGAAGCCAAGCAGUUUGCUGACGAGAACGGUUUGUUGUUUCUGGAGGCCAGCGCCAAGACAGGAGAGAACGUGGAGGAGGCUUUCCUGGAGGCCGCUAAGAGGAUAUACCAGAACAUUCAGGAUGGAAGUUUGGACCUGAAUGCCGCAGAGUCCGGGGUCCAGCACAAGCCGUCGGCGCCGCAGGGGGGCCGCCUGAACGCCGACAGCCAGCCGGCCAAAGACGGCUGCAGCUGUUAAACCACGAACGCGUUCCCGCUGACGGCUUGCUUCAGGACGGAUUUCCCGUGAACUCGACACCUCCACCCACUCCCACAGCUGGACGGAAGCGUCCGUCCACCGUCGACGACACACGGAGACCUUCUUGUCCGACCCAAGACCAGAACCACGCACUCAUUUGGACUUUGAUUUUCAGAGCAGACUAACCAUGUGUUCAUGUUGUCUCGCGUGGAUCAAUCCUACAGCAAUCUCGGCUAAUCUCAUUUGCACUUUUUCUUUAGCUUUGUCCCCCUCUCCCUCUGCUGGUUUUUAUUUGAAAGGCCUGCUGGUCCUCUAGAGGGGUUUCACAGAACCUUCUAGAUGUAAACACAUCGAAUAUGUCAAUCCACGCUCGCUCCCUGGUGGACACCCAGUAAAGUGCACAAAUUAAAAAAAAAACUUUUUUUUUUCUUCAAACAUUAUUCCAAAUGAUUUCUUUCCAGCUGACCAAAAAAACCUCCAAAUAAGUGAAAGAAACAUGUUUGACGUACAAAGCAACUCUGUAGCAUUCCAAAUGUAGCGGUUGCUAAGCUUGUCGUGUUGGGAGUGAGCCACUAGGGGGCACUGACAACACUAAAGCGGCCGGCACUUUUUGCUGCUCUCUGGUUGGUUGACAGCAGCCCCGCCUUCAGCCCCGCCCCCCUCCACUGCUCGUCGUACGAGCGAAGACUCUCUCUGUCGGGAACACGGUGAAGCCAGGAAAGAAGGUUAUUUGUGGGAAAAGUCGGACUUUGAGGCCGUCGCCUUAAGCUUCCCGCGCUGUACGGGGGCAGUGUUGUUCGCGUCACGAACCCCCCAUCCAAACACACUUUUUAUUCAUUUGACGUGGAAACUGUCUUGUCAUGUGAACCAGCAUUUUAACAGCCUGAAGGGGGCGCUGUGAGGCUUCACGUCUUGUAUGUAACAAACAUGACUAUUUAUAUUGUACACGUGUAACCUUCAUUGUACGUCUUUGUAAAUAAACUCAAUACGUACGCCACA
Dunckerocampus dactyliophorus (ringed pipefish) is the source of this 1936-nucleotide messenger RNA. Its product is annotated as ras-related protein Rab-14-like. The transcript has 8 exons. Gene Ontology annotation, molecular function: GTP binding; GTPase activity. Lineage: Eukaryota; Metazoa; Chordata; Actinopteri; Syngnathiformes; Syngnathidae. Gene Ontology annotation, biological process: Golgi to endosome transport; endocytic recycling; defense response to bacterium. The record is from RefSeq and is a predicted model, not a curated record. Bases 290 to 937 code for a protein of 215 amino acids. Gene Ontology annotation, cellular component: phagocytic vesicle; trans-Golgi network; Golgi apparatus.